GCUCCUGCCAAAGGGUAAAUAGCAAUAUUAAAAUAUUUUCUCUAGUUAAUUUUCUUUUAAUGUGCAUGAUUUCGUGCACAGGGCCACUAGUAGUACUAUAUGUUAUGAAGCAAGCUACUCCUCUUAAAAAGGUCAUCUUAGAUAUGAGAACAAAUACAAUUUGUUGGAACCCUAUGGAAGCCUUCAUUUUUACUGCAGCAAAUGAAGAUUACAACUUACAUAAUUUUGAUAUGCAUGCACUGGACACUCCUUUGAUUGUGCACAUGGAUCACGUGUCUGCAGUGCUGGACGUGGAUUGUUCUCCCAGUGGGAAAGAGUUUGUGUCCGCUAGUUUUGAUACAUCUAUUCUAAUUUUUCCUGUGGACAAAAGUAGAAGCAGGGAAGUAUAUCACACAAAGAGAAUGCAACAUGUUAUCUGUGUAAAAUGGACUUCGGAUAGCAAGUACAUUAUGUGUGGAUCUGAUGAAAUUAACAUUCCUCUGUGGAAAGCUAAUGCUUCUGAAAAAUUGGGUGUGCUUACAUCACAAGAAAAUGCAGCCAAAGAUUAUAACCAGAAGUUGAAGGACCAAUUUCAUCAUCAUCCUCAUAUAAAACGUAUCGCUUGUCACCACCAUCUACCAAAACCGAUCUACAGCCAGAUUCAAGAACAGGGCAUCAUGACAGAAGCUUGCCGACGGAAGGAAGUGAAUAGUCUCAAGCAAAGCAAGCCUGGAUUUGUGCCAAUUGUGUCAGAGAAGAAGAAACACAUAGUGGUAGUUGUGAAAUAAUAUUUGGUAUUCCUGCCAAUGUUGGCUUAUAAUUAUUUGUUACAUUUUGAUUUGUAAACUCUA
Myotis daubentonii (Daubenton's bat) is the source of this 830-nucleotide messenger RNA. RefSeq names its product DDB1- and CUL4-associated factor 13-like. The transcript has a single exon. The coding region runs from base 60 to 767 and encodes 235 amino acids. The record is from RefSeq and is a predicted model, not a curated record. Lineage: Eukaryota; Metazoa; Chordata; Mammalia; Chiroptera; Vespertilionidae.